GCUAUAAAAGGAUAGCUUGGGGACGAUUCAUUAGCACAGCAAACAUGGCAAAAAUAGCCCAUCAUCUUACCACUCUUUUAGUGGCUUUAGUGUCCCUUAACUUCUUCCCUUCAGAAUGCCAAGCAAAUUACUACUAUACUUCGCCACCCCCACCAGCUCCAAUUUAUAAGUACAAGUCUCCGCCACCGCCAGUUUAUAAGUACAAGUCACCACCACCACCUUCUCCCGUCUAUAAAUCCCCACCACCACCCGUUUAUAAGUAUAAGUCGCCACCACCUCCAGUUUAUAAGUACAAAUCUCCACCACCACCCGUCUAUAAAUACAAGUCUCCCCCCCCACCACCUCCAGUUUACAAGUACAAAUCUCCACCACCACCUGUCUACAAGUACAAGUCCCCACCACCACCUGUUUACAAGUAUAAAUCUCCUCCACCACCCGUCUACAAGUACAAGUCUCCUCCACCACCUCCUCCGGUUUAUAAAUCUCCACCACCACCCGUUUACAAAUACAAGUCUCCUCCUCCACCACCUCCAGUUUACAAGUACAAAUCUCCACCACCACCUAUUUAUAAGUACAAGUCACCACCACCACCACCUCCAGUUUACAAGUAUAAGUCCCCACCACCGCCUGUCUACAAGUACAAAUCUCCACCACCACCACCUCCAGUCUACAAAUCUCCACCUCCACCUGUUUACAAGUAUAAAUCUCCUCCACCACCUGUUUACAAGUACAAAUCUCCACCUCCACCUGUUUACAAAUACAAGUCUCCUCCACCACCUCCUCCAGUUUACAAGUACAAAUCACCACCACCACCUGUUUACAAGUACAAGUCACCUCCACCACCUCCUCCAGUUUACAAGUACAAAUCACCACCACCCCCCGUUUACAAGUACAAGUCACCUCCACCACCUCCUCCAGUUUACAAGUACAAAUCACCACCACCCCCCGUUUACAAGUACAAGUCACCGCCACCACCUCCUCCAGUCUACAAAUCCCCACCACCACCCGUUUACAAAUAUAAAUCACCACCACCCCCUUACCACUACUAUUACACUUCUCCACCUCCUCCUAGCCACUACUAGGUUUGCACUCUCGAUAGAGGACAAGAGGAAUAAGAAGGAAAUGAUUCAUGAGAGAAUAAAUCGAAGAGUUUCAAAGAAGUAGUAAUUAAAGCAACAAAGGGACAGUUAUCUUAUUCUGUUUUGUGUUUUUGCCAUUUGACUUCACGAGUUGUAUAUCUCGUGAAGUUCUAGUAUAUCGGAUUUAUGUAAUAUAUUUAUCAUUUUAUUUACGUACCAAGCCGUACAUGUUUAUUUGCUUUUGAGUUUUGGCUUCAUGUUGGAUUUUAUAAGUCAAGGUACUCUGUAAUAAAGAUCAAUAAGUUCAUUGAAUAACAUUGUUGUGAUUUCGUUUUCCAAA
This is a messenger RNA of Capsicum annuum, 1419 nucleotides long. Its product is annotated as extensin-2. Lineage: Eukaryota; Viridiplantae; Streptophyta; Magnoliopsida; Solanales; Solanaceae. The coding region runs from base 45 to 1082 and encodes 345 amino acids. The transcript has 2 exons. The record is from RefSeq and is a predicted model, not a curated record. Gene Ontology annotation, biological process: plant-type cell wall organization. Gene Ontology annotation, molecular function: structural constituent of cell wall.